Mucor velutinosus is the source of this 660-nucleotide messenger RNA. RefSeq lists its product as uncharacterized. The transcript is spliced from 3 exons. NCBI's taxonomy places the organism in Eukaryota, Fungi, Mucoromycota, Mucoromycetes, Mucorales, Mucoraceae. The record is from RefSeq and is a predicted model, not a curated record. The coding region runs from base 1 to 660 and encodes 219 amino acids.
AUGAUAGAUGGCGAAAAUUGCUCACAAGCUACCAAACACGAGCAGCAAAACACACAAAAAAUCUUUAACGAUGAGAACGAUAAGAAGCGAAUUAUAGGAAGAGAAAUUGACUUGAUUGUUGCCAACUGUGGGGUUGAGCUAAGUAGCUCUGAAUGGAAGAGAGAUCAAACCGCCGACAGCACGAUAGAACAGCAACAUGUCAAAAAUAUUCGAUCCAACGUUGUGAUGCUGAAGAGAAUGUUGGAUAUUUGCCAAGAUGAUAGUCGCAUAUCUGUAGUUGGAAUGGAAUGGCUUGGCUUUGUAGGCUGUGCCUAUAGCAUUGAAAAACUUCAGGAUGUCUUCUUGAUGAACGACGCUGGUGCUCUCAUUGUACCUAGUAGUCUUGCAAACCUUGAUUCUAUUGUGGAUACGUUGGAUCUUCUGUUUAGAUUGAAGAGUCAUUAUCUGAAUGUGGCUGCAAUCAUCGAACCUGCCGUUGAGAGUAUUAGUGUCUCAAAACAACUGAACAAGCUACGAUCCGCAUCUGAAAUGGAGGGCAGUGACACCAACCCUAUAUUCUUCACGUCAACCACUACGGCCCAACUGAUGUUCUCACAGAACAUCGAUGCGCUCUUUUGGGAACAUCGAUGUUCUCAUGAGCACAUUGAUGUUCUCAUUUGA